GUGUUGAAAUGUGGAAUGCACACGUCUACGUCUACGAAAAACAUGAUGUGAACUCAUUUUACGAUAUUUUCCUUUAGUUCAGUAAAAGUGUGCAAGAAGCGCUUGAAAAGAUGUAGGACACACUUAAUAAUAAUUGUUAAUAACUGAUGGAAGUGAAGUCAAUUAAUUUUCUGAGGACUAGGCCUAAUUGAGAAAAAUGUCUCGGGCAACAGUGUCCAAAUCCCGUGCCGAUAAAGGUAAAGAUAAAGACAAGGAUCGUGGUGGCAGUACUUCGGUUCCUGUGCCUCCCGUCAACACGGACGUCAUCCCUGGACGAUUCACUGAAACUGAUUGGGGAUCAUUGUUGGAGAAAGAAGAAGGCGAAGAUUUCAGUGUCGAUAUCGUUGGAGAUGUCGUCAACUCAGCUCUCCAUAUCAUCUAUGAAAACUACAUACAGAAGCAGCUAUAUCCCUACACGGUGACGCAAGCUAGGGACGCCAUACUUCAGAUAAUAGAGUGGCAAUUUCUCGCUCGUGACGAAGGCGAAGAAAAACCUGAGGAAAAUUUCACGUGGCAGGAAGAGGACGAACCCCAGCCCUCAGUUCCAGAUGCCUGGGCGCAAGGGUCCGUGCCCAGACUGCCCCAGCCGCCACUCUCCCCGCCAGUGUCGGAACCAGACACCGACGUGACAUCGGUCAGUCGGCUCUCCGAGCCAGAGAUCCUGGAAGAUCUGCCGACGUCCAUCAACGAGACGGGAACCAUCGUCGCGGCAGACGAGACGUACGCGCCGGUGGCGAGGCCCGCUGAAAUCAAAGAGGAGGAAACAGAGCAGACACAGGAGAAAGACGAAACGAAGGCAGAACCAGACAAGUCUGUUGACGCCAAGCCACGAAAGUUUAAGUACAAGCCCUACAGAGGACCGUUGAGGUCAGCUGGUCUCCGGAAUAUCACGAAGACGCUCGACGAAACAGACCAAGAGAUAGAUUUGGCCGAGCAAAGAGCACGAGACCCAACACCGGAGAAAAAAGACAUCUUUGAACACAUGCCCUCCUCAUGCCAUUCGAUACUUAAGGUUCAAGCAGGUCGCCCUCCGGGAAGCAAGGACGUGACUUACGAUGCGAAAGGCAACGUCGUGUCCGUCAUACGAUUAGACCCAGAAAGACUGCCCUCACACAGGGUAAGAACCAAGUUUGCGAUCGUGGAUCCGGCCGUCGAGGCAGCUCAUGCUAGACUGAUUGCAAUGAGGACCGGCCGCUACAUCUCCAGCACCGAUAAAGCUACAAAGAUGAAUGGCUACAUGGCCAAGAGCAGCAACGAACCCACCGAAUCGGUUGGAAACGGCCAAAGCUCCAAGAGAGGUGGUCCGGUCAUGGCUAGUGCCAUGACGGUGGGUAGCAGUAACACAAUGACAAUGCAGAUGAAGGCGGCCUUCGAGAGCAACACGGUCAGUGGAGGCAUCACACCGCUGCCACCACCUCUGAUUGAAUCAAUGGACUUAUCCCCCGGCGUUGUGGUGAAGGAAGGCAACCGCACCAAGCGCGGUCCCAAACUCCAGCUACGCCACGGUGAAGCCGUCACGUCGGCCAAGCUGCGUUCCCUCCGUUCCAUCGGCGGACACGACGGUCACGGCCAUCCCCAGCUGACCGUGGCACAGAUCCUGUCCACCCAGUCGCCCAUACUCCGCCCCCUGCAUGCCACCGAACCCAUCCCGCCCAUAGUGCCACGCCCCUCAAACUCCGCCCAGGAGAGCGCUGUUUAGCAUUUUCCCCAAGUCUGCUGGUUGAAAUUCACUUUAAUUUAAGGAAUUAAUUGCAUGAGUGUAGCGUAUCGGCUAUCUUACUGAUCCACGUGACCUGGCCUACAUCCGGGUACUGGUCAGCGUCACCAUUGUAGUAGGCAAAGAUUGUGUAGCGCCACAUGCAGUAGUUCUUGGGCAAGCUUUCAAACCUGUGAUAAAUGGCAAAAACUAUGAGAAAAACGCGGGGCCAACACCCACGCUAAUGACAACCGUACACGGCACAGGUAGUGACCAUUAUGCCAUUUGAUGAAGAAUUGGCUGUUACUUUAUGUGAAGAUAAGCCGUACUGUCUAGUUUGCAACGCACGACGUGGUUGCGAACCAAACGCUUGCCUACUGCAAUGGUGGCCGAUCACGGGGGAACCGGAUGGUCACGUGGUACUUUGACGUCAUACAAUCGGAACCUAGUAUGAAUUUAAAAAAGGGCAGUGCCUGCAAGGUUCGUCUCUGCAAAAGAUGGAAAAUUUGUUGACCUUAAAGUCGAAGUAUUUCCAUAUUUUUUCAUUUUCAUUUCAGUCUGUCCAUUGAUAGAACCAGCGGUUUAUGUAUAUAUUGUAAUAUUUGGUCUGUUUUCAUGACAACAUGAGCUAGUGUUGAAAGAAAUUAUUUCAACUGUUUUUUUAAAAGAACUUUUCUUUGGUGUUCUGAAUAAUACAUACACACAUGUGAAAUGACUUUUGAUACGGAAGUCAAAUUGUCAAAUAUAAAGCAUAUUGAGGGCUAAAAUGGAAUAAUAUUAUCGAGCGUUUUCCAUAAAUAUCUUUUGCACGCUAUCACUGUAUAUUCACGAGGCCCCCUUCAAUGGAGAAACCAUUGUGCUCGCUAUUGUAUAAAGCAACUGCCCGUGAGGGAUUAUCUGAACAAUAGCUAGCACAAUGCUUUCGCCAUUGAAGGGGGCCUAAAAAACACUCAAACCAUUUUACAAAGUGAAUAUUUAUUUUCCCUGCUUUACAUAAUAAUAUAAAAUUUUCAUAACUCCGUCCUUUUAUAUGGAGAUUGUAAUAAAUUUAUUCCAUUAUAGCUCCCUAGAGCAAUACCUAAUGAAUUGUUUUAAAUUGUAAAUAUUUUACAGCAAAAAAAAUCAACCAAGGUGCCUGUAUUUUCUCACCUUUAGAUCAUUUGUACAUUUUAAAGUGUGUAUUUUCUCGUUUGCUAAUUGUGUUCACAUAACAACCGUCCAAUAAAUCCAUCAAUAAGGAUAUAUCUUACCAGUGAAUCUUG
Molecule: messenger RNA, 2997 nt
Organism: Patiria miniata (bat star)
Lineage: Eukaryota; Metazoa; Echinodermata; Asteroidea; Valvatida; Asterinidae
Exons: 10
Coding region: 197-1738 (513 amino acids)
Source: RefSeq, a predicted model, not a curated record